UCCACUGUUUAUAUAGAGGGCGCAGCGGCCAUCUUCAUUCAGUCACAGCGACUCCGGCUAACCGGUGCACUGUCAGGUCCAGGGCUAUUUCUGAAGGAAAUUAAUAUCUUGCCAAAAAUAAAACAUGGUGCGGGAGACCGGCUACUACGAUAUUCUUGGAGUAAAUCCGAAAUCCUCUGCGGAUGAAAUCAAGAAAGCAUAUCGGAAACUGGCCCUGAAAUACCACCCGGACAAAAAUCCAAAUGAAGGCGAAAGAUUCAAACUUAUUUCACAAGCUUAUGAAGUCCUGUCAGAUCCUAAAAAGCGAGACUUGUAUGACCAAGGAGGUGAACAGGCCAUCAAAGAAGGGGGCAUGGGUGGAGGAGGUUUCUCCUCUCCUAUGGACAUCUUCAAUAUGUUCUUUGGUGGUGGAGGAAGAACCCAGAGAGAAAGGAGAGGGAAAAAUGUGGUUCAUCAGCUUAGUGUCACACUUGAAGAAAUGUACAAUGGUUCAACCAGGAAACUUGGUCUCCAGAAGAAUGUGAUCUGUGAGAGAUGUGAUGGUUAUGGAGGAAAGAAAGGGACUCUUGAGAAAUGCUCAAAUUGCAAAGGCAGAGGAGUCCAAAUACAGGUACAACAGAUUGGACCAGGAAUGAUUCAGCAGAUUCAGAGCAUGUGCUCAGAAUGCCAGGGACAAGGUGAGCGGUUCAGUGCCAAGGACCGGUGCAAGAACUGCAAUGGGCACAAAGUGGAGCGUAAAAAGAAGAUUCUUGAGGUCCACAUUGACAAAGGUAUGAAAGAUGGCCAAAGGAUCACAUUCCAUGGAGAGGGGGAUCAGGAACCAGGCCUGGAACCUGGUGAUGUUGUUAUUGUCCUGGACCAAAAGGACCACCCUGUAUAUCGGAGGCAGGAAGACAACCUAAUUAUGAAGAUGCAGAUAAAGCUUGUCGAGGCCCUCUGUGGGUUCAGAAAGACAAUACACACACUAGAUGACAGAGUGCUGAUCAUCAGCUCCCCUGCAGGUCAAGUAAUAAAACACAAUGACUUUAAGUGUAUUCAGAAUGAGGGCAUGCCUGUGUACAGAGCUCCAUAUGAGAAAGGACAGCUCCUCGUUCAGUUUGAGAUUGAGUUUCCAGAGAAACACUGGCUUCCAGAGAAUAUGUAUCCCCAGCUGGAGGGACUGCUUCCCAAGCGAGAUGAGGUCAUGCUGACUGAUGAUAUGGAAGAGGUGGACCUUUGUGAGGUGGAUUAUGAAGCCCAGAGGAGGAAGUACAGUGGAGAAGCAUAUGAAGAUGAGGGUCCCAGAAGCCAUGGAGUACAGUGCCAGACUCAGUGACUUUCUUAUUCAUUGCCUCCAUUAACGCAGCUCCUUUUUUGGUAUCAAAUUUGCACAAAUUUUAAAUUUGAGAGCACCCCCAAUUUGACUUUUCACUGGGUAAUCUGUGAUCAAGACCUAAUUUGAGUAGGAGAUCGAGUUUUGAUCCAAAGUGCUUUAAUAAUCCCAAAAUUUCCCUUCUUUUGAAGUUUGUGGAAGAAACUUUAGUGGGACGGGUACUGACUUUAAUGGUAAGACGUCUCAGAGAAUGUGUACGUACAAUCCAAAAUGGUGGUAAGUAACUAAUUAGUAUGUUGCUUUAUUUGCCCAAGAUGUGGCGGGUUGUUGUGUGUGGGUUUUUUUUUUUUUUUUGCUGUUUGACUUGUAUUACUUGGUUGUGCGUUGAAUCUGUUUUGUGGGUGUGUUCAUUCUGUUCACUUUUAUAUGAGCCCUAACUUGAUUUUGUCUCCCCCAUAUGAAAAAGCUCAAUGCUGAAGAAGGGUAUCUGUAUGCUUUCUAUGAAGGUAAAACCCCUCACUAUUCACCUGUGGAUCAAAUAAAUGUGUUCUUGAAUAAAACACUUAAUUCUCUGUG
Neoarius graeffei (lesser salmon catfish) is the source of this 1888-nucleotide messenger RNA. RefSeq names its product DnaJ heat shock protein family (Hsp40) member A (gene dnaja). Gene Ontology annotation, cellular component: cytoplasm; cytosol. NCBI's taxonomy places the organism in Eukaryota, Metazoa, Chordata, Actinopteri, Siluriformes, Ariidae. Bases 125 to 1315 code for a protein of 396 amino acids. The record is from RefSeq and is a predicted model, not a curated record. Gene Ontology annotation, biological process: protein refolding; response to heat. Gene Ontology annotation, molecular function: Hsp70 protein binding; ATP binding. The transcript is spliced from 8 exons.